Prorocentrum cordatum is the source of this 1856-nucleotide messenger RNA. The record is from the annotation of a GenBank genome assembly. Lineage: Eukaryota; Dinophyceae; Prorocentrales; Prorocentraceae.
AGUCACAUUGGCUCCAGGCGACGCAGCCCCUCCUUUUGUGUGAGGGCCGCCCGCCCGCAAGCCCCAACCUUGGAAGCCGGACAGGCGCCCGUGAGCUGCGUCGAGAGACCGGACCGGGCGACAUGGGCACCCGGCACUAUGUCGAGCAGCGCCUCGCGAAGCGCCGUGUGCAGGAGGCGAAAGACAUGGACCUCAGGAGGAAGAUCGCGGAGGGCAACGUGAUCCACGGCUGGAGCAAGAGCGACACGCGCGUGGAGGACCUCAGGCGCGCGCGCCUCGAGUGCGAGGAGAGGCGCGAGCUGUUCACUGACUACAGCUAUGCUAAGGCCGAGCAGGACAAGGCCCGGCAGGCGCAGAUGGCGCAGUUCGAGGAGCACCUCGCCGACGAGCUGGCCCGUCGCAAGGCGGAGCAGCAGCGCAAGGACAUGGACAGGAUGCGCAUCUGCGCCGCCAGCGAGGAGCUCCGCGGACUGAAGGAGAAACUCCACAUGGCCAAGGUGAACAAGGACCGCGCGCAGCAGCUGCUCGAGCAGGAGGUCCGCAAGCACAGGGACCGCUCGCAGGAGGAGAAGAUCGCGGAGGUGAUGGAGAAUCAGAGGCUGCAGCACCUGGAGCUCGAGCACAAACUCGAGAUGGAGAAGGCCAAACAGCGCGAGCGGGUGAAGACAAUCAACCAGCAGCAGAUCGCGACCAAGGAGGCGCUGCGCGAAGAGGCCCUUAUGGAGCACAUGAAGGAGCAGGCUCAGGUGCAGGAGUUGGUGAUGAAAAUCGCCCAGGAGGACCAGAAGGAGGCCAUGGUCAAGGAGCAGAAGAAGGUGCAGUCCCGCGUCCAGAUGCAGCAGUUCCAGGCCGAGGUGAAGCAGAAGCAGGCCAAUGCCAUCGCCCAGGAGAAGGCCGAAUUAGAGAGGAUCGAGGAGUUCGCGCGGAAGAAGCGCGAGUUCGAGGAGAAGGUGGAGGCCCAGAAGGCGGAGGCCGAGCGCGAGAAGGUCCGCAUCCUCAACAACAUGUUGGGUGUGAUGGAGGCCAAGAGCAAGGAGGCGGAGGAGCUCGAGCAGCUCCGCAAUGACAUGCACAUGGAGGAGCUGGAGGCCGCUUCGAGGCGUCGCGAGGAGGCGCAGAAGAUCAAGGCCGCCCAGGCCCGGAAGGAGAUGCACCACGCUUACGUGCAGCAGAUGGAUAUGAAGCAGACCAAGCUGCAGCGGCAGAAGGAGGAGGAGGACAAGAUCCGCGAGCAGCUCUUGAAAAAGUACGCCGAGGAUGACCGUAUCGAGCAGAUGAACGAGCAGAAGAAGCGCAUGAAGGUCCAGGAGCACAAGCGCGAGGCCGAGAGGAUAGUGCAGCUGAAGCGGGACGAGUUCGAAGCCGCCCGCCGUGCGGAAGCGGAGAACGAGGAGCGGAUGCGCGAGGAGGAGAAGAUGCGGCAGGCCAUCAUCGAGGAAGAGCGACGCCGGCUGAUCAAGGAGCACGGCGCCCAGCUGAAGUCCUUCCUUCCGAAGGGCACCCUCGAGAAGCCCGAGGACCUCGAUCUCUAGCCCAACAUGGGCCAGACCAGCCCCCUGAAAAGAGUCGACUCCUGAGCGCACCCCGCCCGUCCUUCGGGGUGUGCACGAGAGCCGCGGCAGCCCCCGCGCCCCCUCGCACCCUCUCCCGCCCCCUGGCCGCGGCCAGCCGGGGAGGGGGCCUUCGACAGGAGGGGCGGGAGGAAGGACGGAGAAAAGGAGGUGCAGGAGUGGUCUGCGAUUCUCUUGACCUUCCCUGGGACUCCUGCAACCUUGCCUGCCUUGCGCCAGCCGCACGGUCGCGAAGCGACAGCACGAGCACACAUUGGAGCUGCGGCCCGACGAGUCUCCUCCUCC